This is a messenger RNA of Candidula unifasciata, 846 nucleotides long. NCBI's taxonomy places the organism in Eukaryota, Metazoa, Mollusca, Gastropoda, Stylommatophora, Geomitridae. The record is from the annotation of a GenBank genome assembly.
AUGGCAUCAGUAGCUGCUAGUAAUGAUAAAAUAGAUAACAUCAGUCUGAGGCUAGCAGGAGUCAAAGGAGAUGGAAUGAAAGUUGAUGAUGUUUUUGUCUAUGGACAAGUUUCCAACUGCUCUGAACAUAUCAUAUAUUUUGGAGGAGAUGUCCAAGAUUACCCUGAAAAUAUGGAACGCCACAGAGACAACAAACGGUAUGUCACGUGGAACUCGGAAAAUACUGCAGCACUUAUACACAGAAAGUUUCCUUCCUCCCUGGUGUUUGUUAUCAAGCCAUCCAAGAUGCAUUUACUGACAUUUGCUGUGUAUUCAAACUUCAUUGAGACUAAUGACUUCGGCAGUCCAGUUCACAGCAGUGACCAUGGGGCGAUCAGACAUCUGUCAUGUCUUUACAACGCUGCAGUCAAAGAAGUCAACAGCAGAACAGGUGGAAGUAUUCAACCAUCCUGCCCUCUACGGUUGAUUGGCUUCAGCAAAGGAUGUACAGUUUUGAACCAGCUGGUGUUUGAGCUUCAUCUUUUAGAUCAAAAUCCACAACUGAAACAAUUUAUCAAGAAGAUAAAAGCUUUCUACUGGCUUGACGGUGGGCACAGUGGUGGCAAGGAUAAUACUUGGAUCACAGAUGAUGAACCUUUGCGGCACCUGGCAUCCUUAGAUAGUGAAAUCUACAUUCAUGUUACCCCUUAUCAAAUCAAUGACCCUCUGAGAAAGUGGAUUGGACAGCAAGAGGCAAAGUUUUGUAAAAAGCUGAAAGGAUUUAAUGCUAGAGUGGUGGAGAAAGUACACUUUGGCAAUGAACCAGGCAGCAUUAACAAUCACUUUAAGGUGUUGGAAGCUUUUUGA